Molecule: messenger RNA, 774 nt
Organism: Dissoconium aciculare CBS 342.82
Lineage: Eukaryota; Fungi; Ascomycota; Dothideomycetes; Mycosphaerellales; Dissoconiaceae
Exons: 1
Coding region: 141-644 (167 amino acids)
Source: RefSeq, a predicted model, not a curated record
GAUGAUUCUUGGAGACGAGAGAACUCACCAGGCUGCUUGCAGUUGUAGCACAAACGCUCACUGCUGGAGCAAACCUCGGCGUAGUGGCCGACAUUGCCGCACUUGUAGCAGGCACGGCGUGAAAGAGACGACAUCUCGAAAUGCGAUGUGACUUUUCCUUGAAACUUCUCCGUCUGGGUCGUCUGCUGCUUCUGCUGCUGCUGCUUCUUCACACCUCACACCUCUUCUGCCUCCGAAACCGCAAAAAGCGAACAAAGAAGCGAACUGUGAAUGACUUUGGUGACGUGAUAUGUUAUCCAAGAAAUAGAGAGGAGAAAGAGAGGAAAGAAGAAGAGGGAGGGAGGGGAAGGCGAUUGGCAAGCGUCAGAGCGAAAAUUACCAUUUUCCGUAUUGAGUGCCGAGUGUGGAGUAAUAAUGGAUGGAUCGAAACAUGUAUCGAUUGUGGGAUAAGUUGUCUCAUGCUUGACGUCAAGAUUUGGGUAAAAAAUUCUUUGGAAACGCCAGCUGGUGGGCCCAGAACGAACUCGCGUGUCGCGAGGCCGGGGCAAAACGGCACGUGUCUCGCUCGGAUCAAUGCAAGCGUUGUGCACCGGCGCACGCAACUGAUGACAGCCAGGUUUCCAAAAGUCCGAAAUCGAUCUUGAUCAGAGCAAAGGGAAGAUGAUAAACGUGUAUUUGAAAAGUUCAGGACUGUCGUUUUGCGCGCCGCGAUGGGAAGACGCGACGGUGGACAUUGAUGGUCAUUAUCUUGCUCAAUCCACAGGGUCGCAUCUU